Fusarium redolens is the source of this 1488-nucleotide messenger RNA. RefSeq lists its product as uncharacterized. The transcript has a single exon. Lineage: Eukaryota; Fungi; Ascomycota; Sordariomycetes; Hypocreales; Nectriaceae. The record is from RefSeq and is a predicted model, not a curated record. The coding region runs from base 1 to 1488 and encodes 495 amino acids.
AUGAGAUACAACGCCUUUGCCUUUAUGGCCCUUGUCAACGGCCUCGCUCAGGCCAAUCGUUUCGACUGGCAGAGCGAGUCUAAGGCCGACGUUGCCAAGCACGGGCACAAGAACACUGCCGCCCCUGUUUUUAAGGUGGAGGUGAACGAGGGUCACCGUGCUGGCAACAAGGGUCAACUCGAGGCUGGGAAACUGAAGAAAGAAGAGGAGAAAGCCGAAGAAGAGGCCAAAAAGCUGGAGGAGAAGCUUCAGAAGAAAGAGGACGAGCUUGAGCUCGAGGCUGCCCAGGCUGGAGGGAACCGCCAUCACCACCACACCCACCCCUCAUCCUCCCCUGAUCCUACCUACGACCCUGCCACAAAGACUACUGGAUAUCAUCACCAUCACUCAGGUCACCUCCAAAAGGGGCCUUACACGCUUGAUGGAGAGAAGUUCGACUAUAUCCAUAAACCCAAGGUUCACUUCCACACUUCUUACACUACCCACGCACCUACUCUCAGUCCCGGAUGUGUCGGUGACAAGUGUGCUCGUAAGCCUUGCAAAGAAUGUAAUGGCAACUGGGCACAGCCUGGCUGCUGGCACUGCAAGAAUCAUGGAGCCACUGGUGAGGAGGCUGCUGAACAGGCAACGAAAACCACCAAGCAUGCUCCUGAAAAGACCAAGGCCAAAGAGGAGAAGGAGGAGAAGGAUCCUCAUGCAAAGACAUACACGCAUGGAGACAAGACUGUCAUUGUUCCCAAGGAGACCAAGGCCCCUGAAACUAGUCGGCCUGAAGCUCCUCAGAUUGAACAAACUCAUAAGGAGGGCCCCAAGUUCAUUGUCAUCGAGAAGCCCAAGAAGGAGUCUGAGGAGGAGAAGAAUUUUGAAGAGAAGAAAGAGGAGAAAAAGAAGUACCCCGACGAGAAGCCCAAGCAUGAUUAUCCCAAGGAGGAGCCCAAGCAUGAGAACAUCUGUAACAAGGCACAUCAUCAUGGCCAGCCCAGCAUCUGUGACAAGAUCAAGCAUCAGCACAAGGAUGAGCACCACAAGGUCCACGAACCUAAGAAGGAGGACAUCUGUGCCAAGUUCAAGGGCUGCCAUCCCCACGGUCAGGCUCCCGCUCCUGCUCCCGCUCCCGCUCCCGCCCCGGCUCCUCAUCAUGAAGUGAAGCCUGGCCCCGCACCCGCCCCAGCUCCUCAUUACCCUGAGCAGAAGCCUGAGAUUGAACCUGCCCCCAUCCCGGCCCCUGGCCCUCAUUAUCCCGAGGUCAAGCCUGUGCCGAUCCCAGCUCCAGCUCCCCAACAGCCUGAGCAGAAGCCUGGAGAGGUUCAGCCCGCUCCGGCUCCGGCUCCAGCCCCUGCUCAACCCGAAGGAGCCAAGCCUGAAGAAGGCAAGCACGGCAAUGCUCCCUCAGUUCCUAUAACAGUGCCCAAGUCUGGAGCCACCUACAACCACGUCUCUGUCGGCAUCGCCGUCUUUGCAGGUAUUGCCAGCAUGAUGCUUCUGUGA